CCUAAUCAGUGAGAGGGGGAAUGCAGGGGACGCAUGCUCAGUAUGGCUGCAGUGGUUCCCUUAGCUGCUUGCUACUGCCAUUUCCAAGGGUCUGUCACAAAAGACAGAGGAAGAUCAGGCACUUAGCAAAUUAGUAUUUGGGCUGGGAAGGAAGCUUUAAUUCUUGAUGAUAAUAAUGGCGUCUCCUUCUGUCUGGAGAGCGAUGUGGAUGGCAAUCCCGUUAAUUUCAGUGGUUGGCCUCUUGAGUGUGAAGCUGGUGGGGGCCAGUCAAGAAUCUGGGAGUGUCAUUCCAGCAGAAAGUCGUCCCUGCGUUGACUGCCAUGCGUUUGAAUUCAUGCAGAGGGCCCUGCAGGAUUUAAAGAAGACUGCAUACAAUCUAGACACACGGACAGAAACCCUCCUCCUGAGAGCAGAAAAGAGAGGCCUAUGUGAUUGCUUCCCUGCAAUGCACUGAAAUGAGCACUGGGACAUGGCCAAUGGACAUUAUUCAUUUUAAAAAUGCUAUUGAAUAAACUACGGGCAGAUUUAUCGAG
This is a messenger RNA of Mauremys mutica (yellowpond turtle), 533 nucleotides long. RefSeq names its product neuropeptide-like protein C4orf48 homolog. The transcript is spliced from 4 exons. The record is from RefSeq and is a predicted model, not a curated record. NCBI's taxonomy places the organism in Eukaryota, Metazoa, Chordata, Testudines, Geoemydidae. The coding region runs from base 167 to 454 and encodes 95 amino acids.